UAUAUAUACACCAUGUUUUCCACUACUUUUCUCAUCCUUUUUUACUAAACAUAUCUCCUUAAUACUGAAAGAUGGGUUUGAAGAUGGCAAUAUUGAUCCUAGCCAUGUUCGCCAUGCUCCUUUUCGCCUCCUCAGAGGUGCAAUCCACCAAUGCAAAAGAGGUGACAAAUGGAGUUGGUGAAGCCAAAUAUCCUGGUGGAGGCUAUGGCGGCGGCUAUCCUGGUAAUGGCGGCGGCUAUCCUGGUCAUGGCGGUGGCUAUCCUGGUCAUGGCGGUGGCUAUCCUGGUCAUGGUGGUGGCUAUCCUGGUCAUGGUGGUGGCGGUCAUGGUGGUGGCUACCCUGGACGUGGUGGGGGCUGUCGCUACGGCUGUUGCGGUGGCCGGUCAUACCACGGAGGUUGCAGAAGGUGCUGCUCUUACGCUGGUGAAGCUGUUGCUGCACAAACUCAGGAUGAGACUCAUAACUGAGUCAACUCACGUCAACAAUGUAGUACUUAAGAUAUUUCAUGAAUAAAACGUCGUGUCUAUAGUCAUGGAAUGUUCCAGUGACUUUUCUUAUGAGUUUAAGAGCAAAUUAAAGUGAUGAAUAUUAUCUAUAUUCUGCAAAUUCUAAUUUGUUCCAAA
This is a messenger RNA of Vigna radiata var. radiata (mung bean), 623 nucleotides long. Its product is annotated as glycine-rich cell wall structural protein. Lineage: Eukaryota; Viridiplantae; Streptophyta; Magnoliopsida; Fabales; Fabaceae. Bases 72 to 467 code for a protein of 131 amino acids. The transcript is spliced from 2 exons. The record is from RefSeq and is a predicted model, not a curated record.